Molecule: messenger RNA, 24385 nt
Organism: Phasianus colchicus (ring-necked pheasant)
Lineage: Eukaryota; Metazoa; Chordata; Aves; Galliformes; Phasianidae
Source: RefSeq, a predicted model, not a curated record
UUGCAGAUUCAUGAUCCUUGAGGUCCCUUCCAACCCUGGCCAUUCUGUGAUUCUGUGAACUGUUAGCCUGGGGACUGAUCUUUCUGUUGGUGGCCUUGUGCUGGUUGCUCUUUCAGGAAACAUUUGGUCACAUCUUUGAAUAAAAUUUUAUCUGAAUAUCAGAGCUCAGACUUCAGAGAGGCCAGAUUGAUGUUGUGAGAGUAUCAAUUGCUGGAUAUCAUCCCCUUCAAAAAAAGGUACAGAGGAUGCUAACGCCUCUGUCUUAUCAGUACUGUGGGCAGAACACCACGAACCUGGUUAAUAAGCUGCCUGUGAGGAAGGGAUAGCAAUAGCACCUAAGGAAACUUGGUAAUCAAAGCUAACGUGAGGAAGGGAUUCGGUUGUUACUGGCAAUGAUGUGAACUUGUAUCUUUGAGCUUAAAUUGCUGGAGAAAGUGGCAGUGUUGCUGUGUGUGGUGCUGGUGAUAAGCCAGGAUAGAAGCUGUGGCUCUGUGGCUUUGGAGCUGCAGGCUGGCUCUGGCAGGUGGAUGUGCCUGGUCUGUGGGCACCCAGGGGAGCAGGGCCGUGGUGCUGUGCUGUCGUCACGGGAAGGAGCUGCUUCCUGCAGACCUUGCUGCUGUGUUCUGGUGCCGUCAUCUUCAUCCUGCUGUGCUCCAGCUUAGCAUCCUGCAGCCCUCUCCUGAAUUGCAGGCUCCUAAAGCUUCCCCUGGAGGUGCACAGCUUUGUAUCUGCUGACUCCAGGUAAGCCUUCUUGCUCCUUUUGUGGGUUCCUUGUAGCCCAUUGAUGUGCUGAUUGAAAACCACUGACUUGAUGCAGUGCUUCAGCAGAUUCCUUGAUGUAGUUUCUCUGCUUGGCAAAGAAAAACGGAGAACAGAGCAGGCAGUGAGAUUUUGAAUUGGAUUUUUCCAGGAGCUGAGAUGAAAUCAAGGUUAGGCUCUUUCUCAUCCAUAUCUCUCAGACUGGUGCAACGUGGUUUGGUCACUCCAGGUAUGCUGAUGUCCUGUUUUCUGCUUGUAUAUGGGAAUUCACUUUGGCGUAGCUGAGUCCUUGAGCCAGUGUUUUGGGGUGGGAUUCUUCUUGAGUAGAAGCUUAGGAUGAUGGCAGCUUUAUCCUGCAUGCCUCGCUCUUUGCACAGUAGGUUUGGACCAGCAGUCUUGGUCUGUGCCAACUGGAGAAGGCACCUGGAGCAUGGUGCUGCUUGGGCGUGCAGCAAAGUGAUCAGAGUACAAGCCACCUGUGGUAUGAGCAGGAGCAGAUAGCCCAGCUCUGCAGCCUGAACCAGGAGUAAGCACCUGCUGCCAUCUCAGCGUGUGAUCCAACUGAAAGCAGAGGCAAACGUGGACAGAAGUUUGUCAGGACAGAAGUUGCCAAGCAUGUUGCUCCUGGUUUCACACUAGCAGCACAAAAGCUGCCUGAGAGUACAGGAAGAAGUUUGGUGGCUGCUACAGAAGUUAUUGCUUUGGGAAGCUUGAUGAUGUACAUCUACUCUAAAGUGAUGGACAUAAAGACCAGCAAGAGUAACUGAAGUGGCUGGUGUCUUCCUGCCUGGGCUUGGUGAUCACAGCCAGCUGAGCUCAUUUCAAAGUGCUUAUGAAGGCAAACAGCUGUCCUGUUUACCCUCUGUCCUCAGUGAGGAGGAAUGACCUGUGUCAGCAGGGCUGAAAUCUUGUCUUCUUUCCCUAGGCCUUGCUGGGAGGAGUGGAUGUGUGAAUGUGCCUCUAGCAGUGACAAGUGGCAGACCUCUUAGGAACAGGAACUGUUGCUGCCCAGACCAGCAGUGGUGCACAGGUUGCUCCUGCAGGAAGGAGACCUCGCAGCAGCCCGCCUUCCAUUUGCUGUUGGCAGGCUUCAGAGCAGUCCCUCGAAUCAAAAAGCCGUAGGAGAAAAGCAUUGAAUGUAUUUUUUAGGUAUCUUUUUCAAGUGGCUGAAAGGCCAACCUGCGUCGGGUCGCUCGCUGCAGUGCUGGAGCAGGCUGUGGGUGUGGGACAGACCCAUCCGGAGACACGUGGAGUGGGGACUGCUUCAGUGCUGCCAGGAUGCAGCUGUCUGUGGGAGCUGCUGCUGGAGCAGGAGGGGCUGGCUGGGACAAUAGUGGGAAACAAGUGGGAGAUGUCCAGCUGAAACCAGUUUUAAUUUAUUUUUUCCUUAUCUGUUGCAGUUGUUUGGGUUUUCCUUGGCAGCUGUGGGCAGAACGGUUUGUGCCAGAGGAUUUUACAGAGCCCAAAGUUGGCGUGCUGUGAGUUGGUGCUGCGGGCAGAAGAGUCCUGCCUUCUUGUGCUGCUGCCAGGGAGCAGAAGUGCCCUUAUACAGCCUGCAUCCAGCAGGAACCUGUGCCAGGUGGAAACCAGCCUCUUGCUGGGUUCCUCAGCCAGGUGUCAGUGCCCUGGUCUGGCUCUGCGUGUGGCUUUAACUCCUGUGCCAGCACAAAGAGUACAGGUGUGGAAGUGCCUCCUCUGGAAGGGGCACCAGCCUGGAAGGACUGUGAAGCUGCCUUGUGUGGGUCUUCAGGUGUUACGUCUGCCUGCAGGAAGAGUUGGUCCGGCAAAUCCUAGCAGGCAUUGAGUUGCUGGCAGUGAGUGAGGAUCCAUGCUGCUGAUGGAGCUGCCUGCAAUGUUGUGCUGCUCUAAAGCCCUGCUUGCGUGAGCUCCCGGAAUCUCCUGAGGCCAUUGAAUAGGAGGAAAAGUGCACUGGGGUAGGAAGGAAGUGUGAUGUGUUGCACCAGAGGCGAGGGCACUGCUUAGUGCACGCACAGGGAUGUUAUUCCUUUGGACCUAUUAGCUGAAAUCCUAGACUGCACAUAAGGGGGUGAGGGUAUUCACACACCACAGCUAUUUGUGCUUGGGGAGCGGGCUGUUAGACCCCUGUCCACCAAAUGAGAAGUAUUUUUUUUCCUGUGAGCCGUGAGCAAAAAGAAUGGGAUGUGAUGACAGAUGAGGAGCAGGGGACAGAAGAGAAGCGUCCUUGAGGAGCAGCAGUAUUUACGUAAUGGCUAACCCAAUAUUAACGUAAAUAAGGAGCUGUGAUUUUUAGCUUGGAGCACCUGCCUGGGGUGGCUGCACUGGCAGUAUGUAGGCAGGUGGGGUGAGAGCUGGGGAGUGUCAGAUUUGCUCUCCUUGUUUUCCAAAGCAUUUGUGACUGAAUUAUGGAAGCCUGCAUACAGCAAGAAGAGGAGGGAGCCAGGGAAAGAAAGCCUGGAAAAGGUGUGCUUUUUUCAUUGCUAGAGUGCUUCCUAGUUGGAAGAAACAGCUGGGGAGAGACUGCGGGUUGUGCCUUUGACCACACAAUGGCCUUUCUGCAAGACCUGCUUUAAUCAACCAGGUGAAACUUCAAGGACCUGCGUAACUGAUCUCACUAAACACUGCCCAUGAGUGCAGUGUAAUCUGAAACGAGCACUGAGCAUUGCCAUAGGACCAGCAUUAAAUGUGUGCUUAGCGAGCAAGUCUGUUUUUCUGGUCCCUGUCACUUAAAAUGACUGUGGCUGUGCUAAGAGUUUGUGGGACACACCUUGUCCAAAGCCCCAGAUGACUUUGUAAUUAGUGCUGCUGUGAUGUGAGCCCACGUCUGGGGAGCAGGAUUUGUGUGGUGGUGGAGCAGGACGUGGCCAUAUGUGUUGGCUGUGGUGCUUGAAAGCUGUUGGUGAUUUCUGCCUGCAGGGAGGUGGCUGUCACAGCAACGGGAUCCACCUGGCUGGGCUGGGGGCUCCUCUGCUUCCUGACAGCCCCCUGCAUUGUGGCUGCCUUCUGUGCCACACCAAGGCCCGAAUAUGUGGGUGCUGGAUGAGCUGUUUAGGUUGGAAAUGCACUGAUUUAAUAGAGCUUGGUGGGGGGCAGAUCAGCCCAGUGCCUCCCAGCCCUCUGAAGCACCGACCUGUUCUGCUCACUGCCUUCCCGGGAGCUGCUGGCGGCUGCAGCGCUGGAUUUGGUAGCUAAUGCUCUUUGGAAUCAGUGUCAUUUAAAAAGUAUCCAAGCCAAGAAAGAGCACAAGAUGUAAUUCCAACAGAGUUUUUUUUUAGCAGGGCGGUAGCUUCUAUUAAAGGGAAUCGGUGCGGCCAUUCGCCCCGUGGGCUUCGUGGGUGUUACCCACACUCCAGCUCUCCAAAUUCCUGCAGAAACGGUGCAAAGCUCAGAGUGAAACAUUCCUUCCACGCAUCUGCUGGCAUUCAGAGCGCAGGUAUUUCGGUGGUUAACCCGUGAGGCUUUGGAGCGCAAAGCAGAGGUGCUGGGAGUGAGGGAUGAGGCAGAGCCUAUUUUUACUCCGUCACAAACAGGGCUCAGCAUGUUUACUUUAUACUCCGGAGCCGCUCAGGCUGGGCUGUUUUUUAAUAUCUGCUGUUGCUAUUGGAUUAAAAACUCAAACUCUGGAUAUCACAGGAAAACUCGUUGCUCCUGCAAGGUGUGGAGGCUGCCAGCACCCACCCACUGCUGCUGGGGGUCUGCAAAGGCUGCAGCCUGCUGCUGGGCCCUGUGCCAUCCUGCACAAGGGUGGCUGGUUGGGCUUAACAGAGCAGCGACGUGCAGAAUUUGAAGGGCUGGGAGCAGGGAGCCCAGGCUGUGUGCUGUGCCCUCUGCUGCUGGUGCUCCCCUAGGGCUGGCGGAGUUGCGGUGUGCUUCGUGUGUUGCGUUGCAAACUUUUAAGCUCUUUAUCCCAGCUUAUUGCUAUUAAAAGCACGGUGUGCUCACAGUGACGUGGAGGGUUUGCAGGGAUGGGUCGCAGCUCCUCACGUUGGAGGCUGGAUGAGCAUGUAUGGUGAGUGGCCCCAGGGGCCCUAUCCACACAGGCUCGAUCCUCCUUCUGUCCCACAGACUUCCAGGCUGGGAUCUGCUGUGUUGCUUCAGGUUUGGUCCAGCCCCUGCAGUUUGCAUCACUGACCUGAGGCAACUGUACAAAGAACUAGCCAAGAUAUUGGUUAUUUAGCUCUUGUGCUAAUAAAUACCACUGAUACUAGUUUACAGUUGUACCGUUGUGCACGCUUACAGCUGCAGAGUUGGUAAUUAUUAAUCUGAGAUCUUAGAAGUUGCACUUCAGAGCUGCCGUGUCACCCUGCUCUCCCAUGGCACUCGGUGUCAGGGUGCUCGUCCCUGCCUGCCUGCCUUCCUGCAGCAAAUCCUCCCAGCUGGUGGGAGGGUGAGUGCAGCACUGAGCCUUGCACUGCUCCCCUUGCUCUUCCCAGGCUUCCAAAUAACAGGACUUGUUAUUUCUUUGCUUGCUGGUUUCAGCUCUGCUAUAUCUAUAUCAAACCUGGUGCUUCUGUUGUGACUUGUGCACUUCCAGCCCUACCUUAUCCUGUUGCUGCCUGCUGCUCAUGGCCAUGCAGGUCCCCUACAAUUGCUUGGCACACUGGGUGCCUUAUGUCCUUUCAGGCAAAUCACCCCAUCUCAGCCUUCAUUCUUCUACCUGUGUCCCAUUAAGCACAAGCAGUUUAUGUGCACAUCUUCAUCCCAGUGCAGCAAAUUGCCAUUUUCCACGCUGCGUUUGCAUUCCAGCAGCAGCUGUGUGGCUGGCUCUCCUGGCUCCUGCAGGUUCCCAGCAGUGCUCUGACAAAGCUCCUGCUCACAGCUGCCCUGGAGCAUUUAUGACCCAAGCUGUACUGAGAUGGGAAAGGAGACACAGGGUCACCUGGCACUGAUAUUCCUGCUGAAACGAGCUUUCACGGCUCCCAAGAGUUGGUGAGAUGUAUCUAACACCUGAGCUAUGUGUUAUGCCUUCUGUAUCCCUCUGUCAGCCUCCUGGAGGUGAAUUCAGUAACCUAGGGGUGUUUUCUCCCUUUUUGCUAACAGCCAGAGGAGAGCAGAAGGUCUUGCAGGGACAGUUGGCCUUUUGGCGUGGCUGAUUCCUGUUUUUGAAAGUCAGAUUCAAGUGUCAAACAGGUAAAACAAGUGGGCUCUGAAUGCUUGGUCUGGUCUCCAAAGAAAACGCAUGCUUGGCCGCAGACCCAUGUGCUCUGUGUGCUUUGGAUUAAGCAGGCCUGCAUUUAUUUGCUAAUAUUAAUAUUUGUGUACCGUAACGCAUCUGCAAACAUUUGUGCUCUGAAGGUUAAGCUGUGUUUUUUGUUGGCAUCCCUGGUGCACGAGAGCCCAAAUCCUUGGCACGCUGGGCUGGGGGGUAAUGCAUUUUCCCUCUGUGCAAGGCUUGGCCAAGUUUUUGGGGGAAAACAGACGUCAGAUGGGCUUUGGCACAUGGCAGGGCAGGACUUGUGUUCUGGCUGGAGCACGAGCACAGCAUCCAGAAAUCACAGCUGGCUGUGUGCUUUGGGGCUUUGUCCCUGAGAGCAGUGCCUUGUUACACAGAGUUACUUUGCACAUUACUGGUGUAUUUUCUUUCACUACCUGGCCUGUAAAAGGGAAAAAACUGGGUUAGGAAACAAGCCCACGUGUUGUUUUGUGAACAAAGCAGCGUUGAGCUGAGGCCAGGUGUGUUGGUAGAGCCCUAGAAUUCUGUCACAGGUGUAUUUGUAGACAAGCUUCUGGAGAAAAAGGAAAAAAUAUCAAGAAAACAAAAACCACAGAAAUGAGCCCAUGAGGUAACACGGCAUGGCUUUAAAACAAAUGAGGAGCAAAUUGGGCUGGCAGGGUACAGGACUAAAACGUGAGGCACUGCAUUGCGGGUGCUCAAUAAAAUAAGUUUUGAAACAAAGUGACUUAGAAUACUUGGUCAUAGAAAAAAUACUUGCGGCUUAAAAUAUCCCUGGAAGAGCUGUGCUGCUGGACACAGCAAGUUUCCCAACUUCUAUUUUCAACUUUUCCAGAGAUUUCCAUAAUUCUUUUAGAAGGCUUUUCCCCCGAGUGCUGCCCUGGCCCUCCCUGCGCAUCCUGUGCUACGAUGUAUUUGCAGUUUGAUUUCCCAGGUUUGCUGACUUCAGCCUGGCCUUCCCCAUACCUGUUUCCUCCAGAAGUGGGAAGGUGUCAGGUGUGUUUUUAUCAACAGGAAGAAGCAGAAAGGCGAGGGGAGAGUUACCAUAACCACCUUAUCAUCAGCAACUUCCAGACCCGGAGGAGCCGAAAUCGGAGUUUGUCACUCCUGCAGAGCAAACAGCCGUGUGAGGGCUCUGCCAAAUGGAGCCGGGGCUGUCUGUCUAAGGCCGGCGUGUACUUCACUUUCUGGGACAAAGGCUACUUAGACAUCUGGAUUGCACUGGGGAUUUUAGGGCAAAAACCAAUUACUAGUUUGCUGUGGAUGAGGAAUGGCUGCUCGUUGCGUGAGCGCGCCGCCGCCAACUUAGCGCUGCGCUCAACUCGUGCUCCAGUGCUUCGGGAUGGAAAGCUGCAUGUUUGGUGCCCUGGGAACGUGAGGCUGAGCAGACCUUUCCUGACCUUCGGGUGCACUGAGAAAACAAGCUCGUUUUAUGGACGGUUAAUUUAUAGAAAGUUCCUGUUUAAAUUUCCUGCAGGAGCCAUAAAGCCGGAGGACAGCUGCGCCCAUCGCCAACCGAAGGCUGCUCCCACCUGGCCUGUGCAGAGCCAGCUGCAGGAGCUUUGGGGCAGAGCACUCAGAGCAUCCUGCAUGUCCUUUGGAGGUGUCCUGGCUGCUGAGACGGCUCCUAGGGCCAAGGCAGGGAUAUCUAUCAGCUUUUGGUAUUGCGUUCACUCUGGUUUACUUAAGCCUGGGUUAAGGAGUGCGUGUAGGUGGCAGUAACUAACAGUCCAAAAAACAAAAGCUGUUUGGCAUUUUUUUUUUCCCCUUGCAGGCAUGGGGAUAGCUGCAUUUAUUUCCUGCUGCUUUCUCCCUUCUUCCCCUAAGACAGAAAUAAGCAAAGCCUUGUAGGCUUGCAGUUGUUUGUGCUGCUUUCAGUGCGAAGCAGGUGGGUGCCGAGCACCCUGCACACAGCUCAGCUCCCUGCAGCAGCCGGGCUGCUCUGCUGUCAGCAGGAGCACACACUCUAAUAAUUCUGAUCCUGAUAGCUAAUUCUGAUCCGGUUUGACAGGGGUCGGGAUCUUAAAGACGCCGAGCUGUCAGGAGAGCCCUAUGAUACUCAGUCUGUCCUGCUGCUCAGGGCUGCUUUCUGCAGGCAGGUAGGCUCACAUUCCCCCUCCCCGCUUUGGAUCCCUUUACCAUUUCUUCUUUUCAGCCUCCUUGCCACAUUAAAGCUAAGAUGAGAAGGAAGGAAAAACUUCCAGCUCAUACUCAGGGCUGAGAACCAGAACUGGGAGGUGCAGGAAUCUAUCCCAUGAAUACUUGGAAGGCAGUUUCUUGGCUCGGGGCGCGCUGGGGAUUUGCACCCUGGCUGCCCCCCCAUCCCCACCGCCUGUCCCUGCUCGUCAGCCCUCGCUGCUGGGCAGUUCUGUGCCCUGCUCACAGGCUGGCCUUCCUCACGCUCUUCACGUCUUUCUCCCAGGCUGUGGCUCACCGGGACAGAAAACGACUUUGGGGUGAGUGGCUGGAGGGUUGGAGAGGCCCCUGGAGCCCCUGCGUUGGUUGGCAGCUGGGCAUUGAGUGGUGGUGGGAUGUGGAAGUGAUGGAAGGGAGCGCUGAGCUCUGUGCAGCUCUCUGUGGUGUGGGAGUUCUUCAUUGUACCCCUUGGGCGGGUUUUCCCACCUGAUAGAGGAAAACUCUUUGGUAUGCUCAGAGCUUGAAAUUUCUUAGUUUUGUUGAAGCUGGGGCCUGUUUCUCUUCCUUUAAAUCUCUGCAGCAGUUGAUAAGCAGCUGGUCCUUUCUCAGGGAGAAAAUGCUGCAGAAAGAAAUGCCAGGAAUGCGAACAGCAGGUGGGGACUGGCAGAUGUACAUAUCAAUCACGACAGACUGACAGAGGGGCUCAUUCCUCAGCAGAGCCUCUGUUUGCCUCUGGCUGGCUUUGUGCAAACCUUUCUGAGCCCCUCCAGCCUCCGCUGGGGGCUUACAGUGGGGCAGCUCUUGGGCUGUGCUGGGGAGCGGUUGCUCUGUGAUGCCCUGGGAGCGGGACCCUUGCGCCAGGGAUGGGGGCAGAGCCUUUGGAGCACACUGCUGGGACUCAGCAGCGUUCCUAAUAAUAACCAAUGUGCUGCACCUCGGGCUCGGGCAGCGAGGGAUCUUGCUGCCACGUUGCUGAAGAAGCGGGCGGGCUGAGCGAGUUAAUUGAAUUUGCUGCACUGUUGCAUUUCAAACCAUGACUUCAUCCCUCUGAGGAGUCUGGAGUCAUUUCCGUGGACGAAACCCCUGCUUGGAGACGGUGGUUCUGUGAGGUCACCUGUACUGAGCAGCGUGGGGCCGCAGGGUGCAGAAAUGCAUGGCACGGGGCUGAGCGGGACCGUGAGCCGUGGGACUGCUUCCCAAACUCACUCCUUGCACUCUCUGCUGCUUCCUGAGUGCCCGGCACGUGCUGGGGAGGCAUCUCCAGCACCUGGGCGACAUGAAAUAAUGGACUGAGUUUCUCUUCUUGAGAGAAACCUAUCUGGUAACCUCUGAGCGUUGUCCCUCUGUGUGAUGGCAGUGCGUGUUGCAAGCAGAGCAAAGCCGCUGUCACAAAUGACGUUUGGGGUGUUUUUUCCCAGGCUCUAAGCUUUCGUUCUGGCUGAUGUGCUCGCGGUGGGAUGCGUUAUCUGAGCGCUUCGGGUCCGCUUCGCUUUGUCUGCACGGUGAUUCCUGGAAAACCCAGAAUAAAACCCGUGCUGGUGGGGCUGUGGUUAGACCUCCCCGGGUGUGAUUGAUCCCCAGGGCGUUCUGCUGGGCUCGGCCUCAGCAGCUGCUGGCUGUGGGGCUUCAGGUCAGCCAGCUCCGAUCCCGGGGAUUUCGCUGUCCCUAAAAGCCAGCAGUUCUGUGGGGUUUGCAGGGAUGGCGCUGAUUUACACAGCUGAUAUGUUUAACAAGUGAAGGCACAUCAGCCCCGAGUCCCCUCAUCAGCUUUUCUUUGGAUCAUUGCUUGUUUUGGUGGAAGAGCAGUGUAAGAAAGGGCUACCAUUCCCAAGUAAGAAAGGCAGUGAGAGCAAGAGGGUGGUCAGUGCUGGGAAACAGAGCAAAAACUUUGGAAAUGUAACUUUUUCCAGCUUUAAAAACUCAUUUUCUUAGCCUCCCCCUCACAGGACUUGCUCAAACUAGUCCUUACAAUACGUACCCAUGAGCAAGCUUUGAAACUGCAAUAGGUACCCAUGACCAAACUCCUGCUGUGUCUGGUGCUGGUUCACUCUUGAGCUGGCACUGGAGUUUCCCAUGCUGUGAGUCUGCCUCACACUUCUUCGGCUGAAAACUUAAAAACCAGUUUAGACAUUUUCAGGAGUUAAAGGCAGAAGUGCCCGAAGUUUUGAGUAUUUAAGAGAACAACAAAGCUUAACUGUUGUGCCCUGAGCUGCCUGCUGUUGUCAGCGUCCCAGGGCUGUGCUCCAGGCACAAAUGCCCUGAUCUUAUCACCUGGCAGGCACCAGGAUGGCUUUGCAGACCUCACCUGCCACUCAGAUGCUAUCUAGGAAGGGCCGGGUUGGAUGGGCUGUGGCAGGGCGGGGACACCUGGGGGCACUGGGGGGGGACAGCCCUGUCCCCUCACUGCUGCCUUGUGUACGGCCACAGCCGGGAAGGAGCUCCUCUGUCUCGUGGAGGGAGAAGCCCAGAGAAGGUGCAGAACGAGGGCACGCCGUGCUUGCUGUGAGCAGUCUGAGCUCAGGUAUUCUCACUUUGAAUUCACUAUUUGCAGCUUGUGCUACCCAAGCAGCAUCCUGCCUUGCAGGUGAUGUGGCCUGCAGUCGCAGCAGCUCAUCUCGUGGUUGGGGCAGCCUGGCUUCUGCUGCCCUGCUGCUGUUUCUGCCAGUCGCUUUGUGCGUGAGAUGAUUCGGUUCAUGUGGUGGUUUUACGUGCACUUUGUUGCAGUGAGGUUGCAGAGGCCUUUGCCUUGAACUCGAGUUAUGUCCCCAAACUGCACCUUUCUUAGUCUUUACGGCACACCUCUCUCUGGCUGCGUGCUGUUUUAGUUUUCUGCUCUGCCCUACAGGUUCCUGGUAAGCAGGGAGUGCCUGGGGACUGCAGGGUUUCUCUUCUCCUUUUCUAAAAUUUGAGCUGCACGUUUUUCCUUGGAGCUUUUUUACUAAACUCAGACUCAGGCAUCAGGCCCGAAUUCUUCGUAGCAAGUGGGCUGUUGGGAAAGCUGGAAGCAAAUCCUGACUGCCCUGUAGCCAUUUGUGUUCGUUUUGGUAAUGAAGUCUACCCCGUCCAGGUGAAGACAUGAAGCUGUGGCCAGGCUCUGUACCUUGGUGCUGCUGUAGGAGCAGUAAGACAGAACUGCAGCUGUGGCACAGUGUGGUCCUGCAGGGCUGCCAGGUCUCCUGGGACCCUGCAGCUCCUCCCCAAACCUGCAGCCCUUUAGCAAUAGCCAGCCAAGGAAGUGCCAUAUAACCACUGAAGUAAGAUAGCGUAAGCAAAUAGGAGCUUUGGUGCAGGUAAUUGGGUACCUAAUUGCUGUGUUUGCCACCUGGGGACUGGAAUUGCUCUCUGCUCUGGAAGCUGAAUGGGCCAUACUGUGAUAAGCAGUUUAAUUGUUUCCCUGCAUCUGCUGCAGCAUUAUAAAACCAAGGCAAGCUGCACACACCUUCAGAGCUUAACAGCCUCACUGCAACUCCGAGCCUGCUUUUUCCUGUGGCGCUUGAGCAUCCCUCUUCAUGCAGCCCUUCUGUUCUCCACACCCUUUAUCUUUACCUAUGCUGUGUGAUAGCAGUGAGCCAUUGAGUUUUUCUGGAAAGUUGUUCAGAUCUAUGCUGUUAGGUGUGCAAGCAGAGAGGAGGGUCUCCUGGGAGUGGGAUGCCCUCUCCAGCCAAUUGUUGGGCUCUGGGCAUCAUUUUCAUAAGGGAGUAGAUGGGUGCUGAGCAGAAAUCACGCUCAGUUUGACUUGAGGGGUGGCAUUUGAGAGGAAAGGUGUGGGGUGUUAAAGGCUCUGAGUGCUUGAGGCUGUGAAAUGGAGUUGUCCUGCUUCCUUUGGGGCGCUGCUGGGUGCCUGUGCCUGGGGAGGCAGCCCUGCUGCAGGAGGCACUGGUUUGGGGGUGAGCCAGGGCAGAUGGUGCUUGGGGGGGACAGGCACGAGCUGGUACAGAGCCCGGCUAAGCACUGGUGUAAUUUUCCUUGUUGCCUCAGAAUGGCAUUCAGCUCUGUUUUCCCGGGGCAAACACUGGUGCUUUAAUGACUUUGCCCCCAUUCCUGGGAUUCCUGCAGCCUGAGCAGGUGUGUUACCUGUGCUUCGCCUCUGUGCUGUGCCCUGGGAGAGACAUCAGCCCAGGAUCUGUGCCGUUGUCUUACUCCAGUGUUCUCCUCCAUAGUUUUAUUCCACCUUUACUCCACCUAGGUGUGAAGAGGGAGUUCCUUGCUCCUGAGGUUUGGGCACUGGCAGCAGGAGGUGUUAAUGCUGGACUUGCAGCUAAGAACAGAUGCCCACAUCCCACCUCCACUCCUUACAGUGGAGUUUGUGGCCUCGGAAUCAUUGGGUUUGGCAUUCUGCUCCGUGAUGCCAGAGCAGGGUGUGAAGGAAGGCUGAUGUCUGUGUGCUUCAGGCCCCCCCACGGGCCCAGGGUGACCUGGCAGCAGGGCUGUAGCUGCAAAAACCCCACAGCUGCAAAACCCCCACACAGAACCAGGUGGGUUGGUUUUGAAUUGGCUUGUGCCAUAGCAGCAGGGAAGCAGAUGGACACCCCGAGCAAGGUCCCUGCUUUUCCGUGGCUCUCAGCCCACUGGCAUGGCUGGGGGUUGUGGUGAGGAGUUGGGAGUUCUAGCCAGGCAGCCAAAGCCUUCGCCCUCUGCUUUCCAGCAAGAGGAGAAUACCUAUAAAAAUGUGCACUGUGCAAAGAGCUUGUCAGUCUGAUGGAGCUCGGUGACUCCUGAGGAUCUUUAGGAUCUUUAAUUCCUCUUUCAGAAGCUUUCUUGGUCUGAGCUCUGCUUCAUUUCGUAGCUUUCCCAUUUUAUGCUGGAUGGUUAGAGCAGGAGUGUUGCUGCCAAAAAGCGUUUACAAUGCUUUUCCUGAGAAACAUUGAAAGUUGCAAGUCCAGGGCUGAGGCCCUGGCUGCUCUGCACGGAUUGCUCAGUGGUAAAUGCGUUCGGAGGAAGAGCUGUGGCAGUUCCACUCGCUGAGCAAUAAGUCAAGGCAGAGCUGCUCCAUCGAGCUGUAUCUUCAUGCUUUGGCUUGGGGCUGCAGGGCAGGGUGCAGGAACUGCUGGAACAGCGAGAUGCUUCCAAACAAUGUGCUGGCCCUUAGCUACGCAGCCACUAAGGACAUAAAUGAUGCUGUCUGUGUAACUGGAGUGCUGGAAACUGGCUUGCCUCGCUCCCUUGUCUGUCUCCCAUCAGCUCUAAUGCCUCGUGUCCCAUUGGUAGCAGCAGUCAGGCUCCUGGUGUGGGGAAAGGCCUUGAGCCCAUCCCUCCAGUCCUGCCUGGUGCCUCGAGCUCAGCUGAUGGGAAAUCAUUGCUUAAAGAACGCUUCCAAAGACUCUCUUGAAAUACUUCACUGUCUGAGGAAUUCCAUGGGAUACUCAGAAGGUGAUGAUAAACCAUUGGAAUGUGGCUGCCUAUCCAUAAAACCAUUCAGCGAAACAACGUUUAGACGAACGCAAAACCUCACUAAAUCUCCCCUUUUUGGUGUGGUUUGGCACCUGCAGGCCUGGGGUUGUUUGCUCCUCGUGCUGGGACACACAGCGUGCUGCCAGGUGCCCCUUGAUGCCACCAGCACAGCCGAGGUUUGCCUGUGUGCUGGUGUCCUAGGGGAGCCCGAGUGCAGUGCUCGAUGCACAGGGCGGUUCUGGUGAUAAAAAUUAGGAAAUACUUUGCUGAGUGACUGCACGUGCAAGGAUCUCAGCAUCCAAGCACUUCAGGAGCCAUCGGAGCUGCAGCCUCCUUUUUCACAUAGUUUGGAAACACGGUUCCAAAGGAAGACUUGGGGGUCUGCCCUGCCACCAGGCUCUCCCCCACCUCACUGACAGCUUCUGCUUGCUAAUUUGACAGGUGAGGCUUUGUGCCUUUUAUUUUUUUUAUCAAACACAAAGCAGGUGGCUGGGAUGAUGGGCGAGUUUCCUUGGCUAAAUAGGCGCUCCCAGGCUGACCUCUGCUCCUGUGUGGCUUCCAGCGCGGGGUGUGAGCAGGAGGCUGAGCUGGGAGAAGCUGCAGCGAGGUCUCCUGCCUUGCUGGACAUGAGAAUGUAUCCCUCAGGGUCCAUCCUCUUUUUGUGUGGGGUCCUUUGUACUUACCAGGACAAACUGUUCGGUGGAAGCAGCCUCUCUGAUGAGGAUAUUCAUUGCUUCCCUUCUGUGUGGGCUCUCCGAAGCCUCACGAGGGGAUUUGUUCAGCCUUUAAUACAAUUAAGAAGUCAGGCAAGAGUUGCAAAUCUGGUUGGUCUCGUUUGUUUCAAUGUUCAUAGCUGCAUCCGAAGCUCACAUCUGCACAGCACAGCGGGGCAGCAUAGGGAGGGAGGAUUUCUAUGGCUUCAGCUGAGAUUGCAGGUGCUGCUGGGGGCUGGGGAAGGAUUUUGUCCCAUGCAGAGCAUGAGAUGGGGGGAAGGACUCAGCCCAUCAGUGGCAGGACAGUGCACAGAAUGACAUCUGCGAUCCUCAUUGCACUGACUUCUAUCUAAGGUCGUUAGCUGGUGUGAAUUGGACUCAGGCAACUGGUGGAUGGUGAGUGACAAACAGGGGACAGGAUGGUUCCUGCUGGAAAAGCCUUUGGUAACGCUGCUGCCUUCAUCUCAGCAUUAUCUUGCUGAAUUUGCCCCGAGCUAUGGAAUGCUGUCUUUACAAAAGAGAAAUGGGGAGGAAAAAUACCUAUUUUAUCUUGGUGCUCUGAGUUCUGUUUCUUCACGGAAUCUUGGAAUCUGAUAAAGCAUUCAUAUGCACGUAUGCAUACAUGCCUGUUGUGUUUGUCUUCAAAAUAUGCAUUUCUAUAGCUUUGGUAGUAAAGAGCUCUUAAAACCAAAGAAGUUGAGGCUAACUUGUUUAAUUGUUUAAUUUCCUGUGACUUUCAGUACGAGCUUUAGCUUAGGUUAAACACAGAAUGUAAGCAUGAGGAUGUUUAUGCUCUGUAGCUCUGUUUCAGGCGAAAUCAGGAGUUGUGUUCCUGAGGGGCUGGCUGUGGCAAAUCGAGUGAAGUCAAAGCCAGGUUAAACUGAAUGCCCUUAAGAACAAGCAGACCUUUGCUCUGCCCCGCUGCAGCUGUAUAUUUAGCCUAUAUGCCCUUUCCAAUUACAGCCAGGAGAAGACACCCGAGGAGGAAUGUAAGUCAUACCCGCCCUGAGUGCUGCCCUGGGAUCCAUCACAAAGUGCUUCUCGAGCCAGAAGCAGUGCCUUGGUAACUUCUCUCCAUAAAACUGACCCCUCCCUCCCUCCCUCCUCCUUGGGGUUUAACAUUUACCACGUCCACAGCCUCGUUCUGCACAGGGCUGAGCUUGGUGCAUGCCUUACUCCUGAUGCAUCCAUCAGCAGCCCCUUGCGCCCAGCCCCCGGUGCCUCUGUACCUGCUGUGCUCUGCCUGCUUCUCACCAGGGCAGUGCAGUUAUUUCUCAUGCAGGGUCCGUCCUGUAUCCAGAUAAUCCCUUCUGGUGCUUCUUUGGAGGCCUGAUGUCAGGACAGCACUGUGAAGCAGUCUUCAGUUGUUAUUUGGAGUCCCCUCUGUGGAUUUAUCCUAAUUUGCCUGUGUGCUGCCAGGACCGCGGCAGUUCUGGCUGCGAUGUUCCUAAUUACAGGGGAAAAAAUGGUCUCUGAGGCAUCCUAAAUAUUUGGGCCGAUAAUAUCAGUUUCCUUUUAACUGAGCGCACUUGAAGAUACGAUCUGGGUUGUCUGUUUGGGAAUAGCAAAGUGGGAGGAAGGGAUUGAUUGUGGUUGCUGAAGCUCUCAUCAAAGGGAGAAGUCCCACCCGGCCAAAAUCACUGCUGUGGUCACUUGUGCGGGUCUGGCGUGGUGAUGGGUGGUGUGGAUUCUCCUGAGCUCCAGGGCAUCACAGUGGCACGUGCUGAGCAUGGGUUUUGAGGGACCUGCAAGCAGGAUCUCACAGCUGGGAGGCAUCCACCUGGUCUUCUGGCAGAGUCAGGUCCGUGUGCAAGCGCCUGCUUCCUUCUUGGUGGUACAGAGCUCCAUCUUGCAAAGAGAAGGUAAUGACGAGUAGCAGGAAAGCUUCCCCUGAGCUAUGAGUAGGUUAAAUAUCUCAGUGCUUACUCUAGCAGAAUAAAAACUGCUUUGAGGUGUCGAUUGCUGUGACCACUUCCCCUGCAAGCUCCGUGGAGCGGCUGUUGGCAGUAUGACCUGAGGCAGCGAGUGACAGUUUGCAGUUCCCAUCUGCAGAAGUUCUGCUCGUCUCUCUGCCCAGCACAUACCUCAGCACAGCUGAGUUUUGUUGUUUUUUCCCCUAAAUUGUUGCUCAGUGUCAGGGUUUCCUGUUGCUGACAACAGCUGUGCUGGAGAUGAGCGGAACCUGCUACUUCAUAUUUGGUCUAUGGUUACAGGCGUGCAGGACACGAAUGCAUUCAGCAUUAAACCACAACUGCAGGGGUGAGCUUGUCUUUCAGAGAGGCAUCCUGUCCCGUGCACGUCCUCACUGCACGUCUCUGCUCGGGGUGGGGGGCAUGGCUUCGUGGAGGGAGAAUGUCUGUCCCCAGCUUUGCCCGUCUGCUCAUGCCAGCUGCGUGACAAAUGUCCUGAGCAACUGUCCUCCUGCGUGUCCCUCCCAUAACUCACCAGGCAUGCAGAGGCUGGAGCUGGUGAGUGCCUGGGUCACUGCUGUGCUGGAGGGUGGGAGAAGCCCCCACCUGCCCAACCUCCCCCCGAAGCUCCCACAGCCGUGCACUGAGCAGCAGUAGGCACUGGGGCAUGUGCAGCACUGUGCCCCUGCCCGCACCCAGCCAUCCCACCACAUUGCAUCAUUCCUCCUGCUUGCUGCCUCGACACGCAGCCACUGAUGGGACUUGCCCAGAGAUCCUCCUGUGGGAACAUGCACGAGAGCUGUGCACGUACAAUAGAUGUGCUUUGGGAAGUUGCACCAGCCCAUUGCAUUCUGCUCCGAGUUGGCUUCCUUAGGGAGAGACCAUUUGUUUCAGUGAUGUCUUUAUGGGGACAGUGGUAAGUAAGCAGCUCAGGUAGGUGGGAUUCCUCCUUGCUCUCCUUAAUUCUUUAUUCGGAGCAGGACGUGGUAGGCAGCUACUCAGGCUUUCAGCGUGCAAGAUUCAGAGGCAUUAACAUGCUGGCAGUGAUUAAUUACCACAGCCCACUGAUGUGACUGUACUUGAGCAAUUGGAUUAGGUGCAGCUGUGCUGGGGCUCACGUUAGCAGGUUCUCGCUGGAGCUGCGAUGCAGUUGGCCACACAGAAGCAGUUCCUAGGGCAGCUGCACUCCUGCUGGUCCUGCGGUGGGCAGUCAGCAAGGUCCUAUGGCUGCCAGGAGCUGUGUUGUCCAGGUCUCGCUUUCGGCCCCAUCUUCUAGCUGCUCUGUUCUGCCUUCCUGCAUGUGAAGCAGUGCAUAUCCUUAGCACAUCAGCAGGCCUUGUGGUUGCAUGGAGGAGUCAGCUCCAGCAUUGUCUUGGCAAGUCAGCAUCAUAUCAGCAUCACCCAGCAGGCCCGGCUGCGUGCUCCAAGAUGGGGAUUUGGCAUCAGCAAUCAGGCAUCAACAUUGGCGUGUGUGCUGAGCACCAAGGCCAAAGCAGAUGUUGAUCCCAGCUUUGAUGUUUAAUCCAGCGUUUUGGAGGUUCAAAGUGGAGACCCGAAAGAGCUCUCACAGAAGCAGGAGGAUAAAGAGAAACUUGGUAUUUUCAUAAGAUCAGACAGAGCAAAAACAUCCUGAAAUUCAGGACUAACCUGAACCUUUGUGGUGGUUCUGCCAAACAGGGCAGCGCGGAUCCUGUGGAGAAGCUGGGGCGGCCCGGCAACCUGAAAGCAAGAGGAUGAGCCCUGCAGCACGGUGAUGCCUGCAGAGCAGAGAGCAGCACUGCAGAAUUCUGUUUGAUUUUUGGCUCUGUUCUGAGCUUGCAUGAAACGGCAGAAUCAUGGAAUGGCUUAGGUUGGAGGGGGCCUUAAAGAUGUGUAGUUUCAACUCACUGAAGCAGGCAGGGAUGCCAACCACCAGCUCAACUGCUCACCCAGGAUCCCACCCAGCCUGGCCUCGAGCACAUCCAGAGAUGGGGCAUCCACAUCCUCUCUGGGCAGCCUGUCCCAGCACCCGGCUGGGCCUUCCUGAUCCUCCCCGGCUCCGUGCUACUCACAGCUCGUGGAAGGUGAUCCUGAGCACUGUUAUCUUCUACCUGUGACUGAGCAGCCUCAAACAAGUGAGUCUGCGUUCUGCCAGUCACCGCACGUGAAAUAGUUUGGCUGUAGCUCUUGAACUUCCCCGGAGGCGUCGUGCAGGUGCCCGUGCUUUUUCCACCCUCCCACGUUUGUUCUGCUGCGUGUCUGCACUUGUAUCUAGACUCACAGCUCCGUGCUGUGCACAGGUGGGGGUCUGUCAUGAAGAGACCAUAGCUGGGGGCCUUGCUGUGGUUGUGGGGAGCUGCCCUGCCUUUGGUGCCAGGCUCUCACACUGUGCUGGGACCACCUCAGCUUAUUGUUUGGUGAGGAGCUGUAUUAAAGAGAUUUCUUGGUGCUGUAGUGCUGUUCUUGCUUCUCCUGGCUUUUCUUUUGACAACGACUCCAGAAUUCUUCCUGUACUUCCAUCGUGCUCUGCUUCUGGGUACAGAGACUGUUCUGUGGUUUUCCUAAACGGAAUUUGGAAUUGGUGUGACCUACAGUUGUCAGACUGGAGCUGCACAGCCGGUGCUUGACUUGCCUGGCCGAGGGGCACAGGCAGUGCCUGCUGCCUGCUCCGGGGAUUCUUUCUGCGGUGGGUGAUGACUUCAUCCUCCUCUCCUGCUUGCCACAGAUAUCAGGGGCUGGCUCCGUUCUGCCCAGGCGCUCCUACCCGUCGGACAGGAUUACCCUGGGGCAAAGUUGGCUUAACAACACAGAGCCGCGCCAUGGCAGCGCGUGGUUCUGCAGCUUUGCCAAGGGGGGGGCAUUGCUGCUGUGGGGACACGGUGCCUGCCUCUGCAGGUGUGGCUGCAGCUUUGCACGGCUGCUGCUGGCUGCCCGUCUGUCCUGCUGUCUGCACGUCCGUCCCACGCAGGUGUGGAGACUCAGCUGUGAGCAGCAGCCGUGUUUCUGUGCUGAUACCAUCUCAGCUCCACAGCAGCCACAUUCCUCAGCUGCUGCCUUCCUCCCCUGGCUGCAGCCGCUGAUCCUGCCCACGCUUGCAGCACGGCUGCUCUCUUGUCCCUCUGUGCAGCAGGAUCUUCCAGUGAUGGGGCUGCAGGAGAAGCAGCUCAUGGACAAGCUGCUGUGUGUGCAGACUCUAUGGAGGCUGAGAGCCUCUACUUUCUUAUAGCCCUGUGCAGAGUGACAGUGUCCUGGUUUCCCACUGUGGCAGUCAGUGGCCUCACCAGGACCUCCUGCAGAGCCUUGUUCUGUCUCCAGAACUCAUUCAGAACAAGAUGUGCAGAGCGUGUUGGAAGUUCUCUGGGUACCUGUUGUGGUAGUUCUCCUCUUGUUGAGGUGACUUCAAACUCAUCCAAAUUCACCGCGUCCAAAAUCCAUCCACAUCCCUGUGCCAUUUGAUGUGUGUCAGAUUCUCAUCUGCUAACAAGGCAGGGAGCUGGUAGGAGCUGUGGCCUGCAGGAAGUGAGACUUGCCUUUACCUCUCCAGCUGUUCCAUUUCUGGUGGUGACAGUCUCUGGAGAGGCAGCUCAGGUGUUUGACUCUGGAUAAAGACCACAGUGUUGCCUUUGGGAAGAGGCUGGAUUUGGUUUCUCUGUUACUCAGCCCGAUGUGCUCCUGUCCUGGGCUCUCCUCUGGCCCAGCAUCUCUCACUGACCCCCUCCCAGCUGAUUCCCAGGGCUUUCCAGCACUGUUUUCCACCUGUGCUGUUUCUCCUGCCUUUCACUCGAGGCCUUUCUGAGACUGGCAAUGCUCAGAUCAGAUAUCUGCCUGACAAAUGCUGCAGGUUACCGUGUUCAACUCACAAUCCCACUGCCCCUGGGUGCUUCCUUGCGGUGGCACAGAGGUGUCAGCCCUCUGCCCGCAGGUGGGGAAGGCCUGUUGCAGGGUGAGGACCCUUCUCCCUUCUGUGCCAGCCUUUGCACAACCCCUCUGCCUUCUCCCUUCUGCAGUAGGCCUGGCUGUGCAGCCGCGUGGCCUCCGGGCGCACCAUGCUGCAGCAAUGGCUGACGGGCUGCAGGAUUUGGGAGUGGAUUAAGUUUCAUCUCGACAAGCAAACAGCUCCAGGGGUGAGGAACGCUGAAGCAUCCUCAGCCCAAGGACUCAGUGUCCAGAAUAGCACAAGCUCUGCGUCAGCCUCAGAGCACCCACAGCGUGCUCCAGCUUUGUUCGUUAGCUGGGCGGAUGCAGAACCCGCCCUGUGAUAGCUUUGCACAGGGCAGCUCCCAGCCCUGCUCACACAACUCUGCACCCAGGGCAGCAGGAGGUGUGCGAGGGCAGCCAGGCGUGCACCCCCAGCGUGGGAGCUGUGCUGGGGGCUGUGGCUGUUGGUCGUGAGGAGGGCAGGGUUUGCUCUGGGAUUUCGGAGCUGCUGCUCUCAGCCUGGGAAAUAAAGGGUUGGUUAAAGGUGCCUGAGCACCUGGGUCCAUGGUAGUCCAGUUCCAAGUGCUCUCUUGGCCUCACGUGCGUAGCUUGCUCGGGUCUGAUCCUAGAUUGCAUGUUGCUGGCCCCAGAGUCAGGUAUGAACACUGGUGAAUCCCACAGGCUGGAACAGAGCACAACUGGUUUGAGAAGCCAGGCUAUGGGGCGGAGGAGAGGAAGAAUCUGUAAGCAUCUGUCAUGCAUUGAGUAUCAAAGGUUUCUAGGGACCUUCAUGCUGAGUAAUCAGCAUUUAAAUGUGCUGCUGCCCCAGCCUGAGUGCAGCUUGCCUCCAAAGACCCCUCUGCGCUGUGCUCUGCCACCAGCUGUGUCUGCCCAGAGCCUGGGGCCAGUGGGUGCUCCAGGAGCAGCAGAACUGUGUGCAUGGAAAGCAUUGCUUUAGAGAUGCUGUAUAUCAGGAAAAGAGCUGGGAAGCUCUCUCUGAUAGUGUCAACUCUUAGGGUUUAAUCCAAAAGCAAAUUAGAACAAACAGGUGGAAGGUGGGAAGCCCGGUGCCCAUCACGAGGAGAUCUGUGCGUGCUGGCUGGCUGGCUGGGGAUUGCGAUUAAUUUGCAAUUAAUUCGGUUUCCUUUCUUCACCCAGGUUGCCAGGACCCUUAGGAUGAGGCUGCUGUGAGGAGUGGCAGAUCCACUGCCCGCACUGCCGUGCCUGCACACCCCACCCCACAUCCCUCCUCCUGCUGGAGCGCCGUCCGAGAGCCACUGGGCAGAAUGACUGUUGGAUGUGUCCUGCAGCCCCCGUUCCUGGGGAGGACUUUGCUCCCGGUGCUGCUGCUCGCAGCCUCAGCUCACUGCCACUGGCCCAGCGAGCCAGCAGAAGUGCUGAAGGACUGGGAAAACCAGCUCGAGGCCUCCAUGCACUCCGUGCUCUCAGACCUCCGAGAGACUGUGCCGGCUGUGGUGGGGAUACCAGACAGCUCUGCCGUGGUGGGCCGCUUCUUCAGAGUCUCCAUCCCCACAGAUUUAAUUGCUUCCAAUGGAGAAGUAGUCCAGGUCUCCGAGGCUGGGAAGGAGUCCUUGCCUUCGUGGUUACACUGGAACGCGGAGAGCAGCUCCCUGGAAGGGCUGCCCCUGGACACGGACAAGGGUGUGCACUACAUCUCGGUGACCACGCUGCAGCCCUUCCCCAACGGCAGCUACGUGCCGCAGGCCGCCAACGUCUUCUCCGUGGAGGUGCACCAGGAAGACCACAGCGAGCCGCAGUCGGUGCGAGCGGCAGCCCAGGAUAUGGGCGACACCGCGCCGUUCGUGUGCGGUGCGGAGGAGCCGGUCACCAUCCUGACCGUCAUUCUGGAUGCCGAUUUGACAAAAAUGACACCAAAGCAGAGGAUUGAACUUUUAAACAGGAUGAGAAGCUUCUCAGAGGUGGAGCUUCACAACAUGAAGUUGGUUCCUGUUGUAAAUAACAGACUCUUUGACAUGUCGGCUUUCAUGGCCGGGCCGGGAAACGCGAAGAAGGUGGUGGAAAACGGGGCCUUGCUCUCGUGGAAACUGGGCUGUUCUUUGAGCCAAAACAGCGUCCCCAACAUCAGCAAGGUCGAGGCCCCGGCCAAAGAGGGGACUAUGUCUGCCUGCCUUGGCUACCCUGUAGUUGGCUGGCACAUCGCUAACAAGAAACCUCACCUCCCAAAAAGGAUGCGGCGGCAGAUCAACGCCACCCCCACGCCUCUGACUGCCAUCGGACCCCCCACCACCGCCGCUCAAGAGCCGCCGACGAGGAUUGUCCCCACCCCGACGUCGCCCGCCAUCGCUCCCCCCACGGAGACAACGGCCCCGCCGGUCAGGGAGCCCAUCCCGCUGCCGAGGAAGCCGACGGUCACCAUCAGAACAAGGGGCCCCAUCGUGCAGACGCCCACCCUCGGGCCGAUCCAGCCGACCAGGCUGGUGGAAGGCACUGGGACGGUCUCCGUGCCGAUUCGCCCCACGAUGCCCGGCUACGUGGAGCCCACCGCGGUGAUCACGCCGCCCACCACCACCACCAAGAAGCCCAGAGUCUCCACUCUGAAGCCCGCCACGCCGUCCACUACAGAUUCCUCCACGGCGACAACACGCAGACCUACCCGGAGGCCCAAAACGCCCCGUCCCACGAAGCCCCCCGGCACCACCCGCUCCCCAAUCUCCAAGCUGACCACCGCCUCCCCUCCCACCCGCGUCCGCACCACGGCCAGCGGCGUCCCCCGGCCCUGGGAGCCAAACGAGCCGCCCAAGCUGACGAACCACAUCGACAGGGUAGACGCGUGGGAGGGGACUUACUUUGAGGUGAAAAUACCCUCGGAUACUUUCUACGAUAAGGAAGAUACCACCACUGACAAGCUGCAGCUGACCUUGAAGCUGAAGGAGCAGCAAAUGAUAGAGGAGAAUUCGUGGGUCCAGUUCAACAGCACCAGCCAGCUCAUGUACGGCAUGCCGGACCGCAGCCACGUGGGGAAACACGAGUACUUCAUGUAUGCCACUGACAAAGGGGGGCUGUUUGCUGUGGACGCUUUUGAAAUCCACGUCCACAAACGCCCGCAUGGGGACAAAUCCCCGGUGAAGUUCAAGGCCAGGCUGGAAGGAGACCACAACGCGGUGGCAAAUGACAUCCAUAAGAAGAUCAUGCUUGUGAAGAAGCUGGCCCUGGCGUUCGGCGAUAGGAACAGCAGCACCAUCACGGUGCAGGACAUCACCAAGGGCUCCAUCGUGGUGGAAUGGACCAACAACACGCUGCCUCUGGAGCCCUGCCCCCGCGAGCAGAUCCGGACUUUGAGCAAAAAGAUUGCGGAUGACUCUGGGGGGCCGAGCCCAGCUUUCUCCAACAUCUUGCAGCCGGAGUUCAAACCUCUGAACGUGUCGGUGGUGGGCUCCGGCAGCUGCAGGCACAUCCAGUUCGUCCCCGUGAUGAAGGACGGCAGGGUGAUCUCAGAGGCAACGCCGACGGUGGCGGCUGGGAAGGACCCCGAGAAGAGCAGCGAAGACGACGUGUACCUGCACACCGUCAUCCCCGCCGUGGUGGUGGCCGCCAUCCUGCUGGUGGCCGGCAUCAUCGCCAUGAUCUGCUACCGCAAGAAGAGGAAAGGGAAGCUGACCAUCGAAGACCAGGCCACGUUCAUUAAGAAGGGCGUGCCCAUCAUCUUCGCCGACGAGCUGGACGACUCCAAGCCCCCGCCGUCCUCCAGCAUGCCCCUCAUCCUGCAGGAGGAGAAAGCCCCGCUGCCCCCCCCGGAGUACCCCAACCAGAGCAUGCCCGAGACCACGCCGCUCAACCAGGACACCAUCGGGGAGUACACGCCGCUGCGGGACGAGGACCCCAACGCGCCGCCCUACCAGCCGCCCCCCCCCUUCACCGCUCCCAUGGAGGGGAAGGGCUCCCGCCCGAAGAACAUGACCCCCUACCGCUCCCCACCGCCCUACGUGCCCCCUUAACGAACGGGACGCUCGGGGGGGAGACAGGGCCUCCGGUCCCACACCGGUGCCGCCUGCGGGCCGGCCACCCCCUUGCCGGCCGGGAAGCCGACAUCCCAGCCUGCUCCCAAGCAGGCCCCCCUGCGGCUGUGCCCACCGUGCCGGAGCGCCCGUGGAACCUGGGGGACACUUGUUUUAUUUUUGCCUAACAAGCUUUGGUUUUAUUUUAUUCAUAGAAAAAUUCUCAGCUCGAAACCGCCUUUCUGGCGGCGGGCUUCCGGGCACGGCUGGGGCCGGCGCGGAGGGCAGGGAGGGGGGGACGAGCAGGCAGCACUGGGGUGGCACUCUGGGUCUCCGCUGUUUGCCUUUAACACUAACUGUACUGUUUUUUUCUAUUCACGUGUGUCUAGCUACAGGACGUAACAUGAAAGGUAGCCUAAAAAAUAAUUAAAUUCAAGGGACUUUCUGAAG